This is a messenger RNA of Leishmania mexicana MHOM/GT/2001/U1103, 1356 nucleotides long. RefSeq lists its product as hypothetical. NCBI's taxonomy places the organism in Eukaryota, Euglenozoa, Kinetoplastea, Trypanosomatida, Trypanosomatidae. Bases 1 to 1356 code for a protein of 451 amino acids. The transcript has a single exon. The record is from RefSeq and is a predicted model, not a curated record. Gene Ontology annotation, molecular function: protein binding.
AUGUUUACCCAGAUUAGCCAUGCACACACAGAGGUGGUGACCUCUCUCAUGUUUUCGCCCCACGUCGUCACGACUGGCGAGGGCGGUCUACUUUGCUCCACUUCUGGCGAUGACACGACGGCGCUGUGGGACCUGCGAGCCGGCCCCGGGGCGUCACAGCGGGCCGUGCACCUCACCGGUCACCACGUCGGUCCUGUGAACCAUGCACUUUUUCACCCAUCCAAUGCGUACACGUUGCUGACGGCGUCCGACGAUCGAAGCAUCGGUUGCUGGGAUCUGCGCCGGCCAGAUCGAGUCGUCGGCACGGUAUCCGGCUUUCAAGAAGGUGUGAACAAGAUGCUGUGGCUGCCAGUCACGUCGAACGGCUGCGGAGGCACUGGUGCCAGCAGCAGCGGCGGCUGGAGUGUAGUGAGCGCCUGCGAUGACGGUCACGUGUACGUCCACGCACUUGCACUGCCCGACAGCGGCUCCGAGAGAGCGACUGUCGCUGGCGCUGUUCCUGUCCCGCAGGUCGGCACGCUUGUGGACAAGUUUCGUGUAUCGACGAGCACUGUGAAUGAUAUCGUGCUCGCACCACACUCUACAUCGAUCCUUAUCACCGCCUCGGAGGAUUGCGCGCUGCGGUCGUGGUCGUUACGGCACGCGCAGCAGAUGACCAACACGUCAGUAGGGUUAAUGGAGGACCGGCUGCUCGCCACUCUUGACGAGUUUGAGAACCCCGUGAACCAUGUCGUGGUGGUGCCCAGCGGGCUCAUGGUGCCGGUGGAGAGCCGGGCAGCUGGCGAGGACCCGGAGAGCAGCAGCAGCAGGGGCCCGGCUGGCGCUGCCGGUGGCGCAGAGGAAUGCGCAGACGCGGCUGCCGCCUCCACAGGCUUUCCUCGCUCGUAUCAGCAAGCACACGGCGGGGACGAUGACGAGGACGCCGAGGCGGGGAGCGACGCUGGUAGCAGCGCCGGGGCACGACAGCCGCGAAGGGCUACAGACAUCUCCGAGGCUGCUGGGACCGGCUGCUGGCUGCUCGCCGCGUGUUCUGAGUGCGUCUUUGGUGUCGACUUCGCGCUGCGCGUCGGCGAGUUCGGCACCGGAGCCCGCGCGUUCGUGGGCCAUCAGGACUACGUGCGCGGACUUGAAUUCACGAGCGAGGGGAAGCUGCUGACUGUGUCGGACGACAGCACGGCCAUCGAGUGGGACCUUGCCACAACGGACCCCAUACGGCAGGUAAAGCUGCACGAGGGUCUCGUCAUGUCAUCGGCGGUGUCACCCUCGCGCAACUUGCUUGCCACCGGCACCGACCGCGGAGAACUUCGUGUGUGGCGCCUGCCGUUUUCGACGGAGCGGAUUGGUGGCUCGCCAUGA